AUGGCCGUGGCCAGCUCCUCCUCCACCACCCUAAUCUUAUCUCUCACCACCUCUUCGACCCACCAAUCUCUCCACAUUAUCCCCAAUCUACCUUUCACCAAACCGUCUUCCAAAUACAUUCGACCCACCACAAAACUCCACGUGUCCUCCAAACCCAUUACCGCCACCACCGCCACCUCCAAACCCAACGAAGAAACCAUCUUUUUCGACGGUGGAGCCCACUACGGUGACCUUGUAGCAAACCUCCUUCUGGGUUUCACUCUCCUUUGGUUGCCUCUAACUUUAGCUGCUGUUUUGAGGGCAUUUUAUCUGAGGUUUAGGUUUACCAACUUGAGGGUCACUGUGAUUUCUGGGCUAACAGGUGACAGGAGUGACUUUGGUUAUAAUGUAAUCAAAGAUGUUCAGGUUGUGCCAAGGUUUAUUGGCGAGUGGGGUGAUAUAAUCAUUACUUUGAAAGAUGGUACUAGGGUGGACUUGAGAAGUGUUCCCAAGUUUAGGGAAAUUGCUAAGUAUUGCCUAUCCAUGGCUGAGAAGCCUGUGGUGUUAAAGGAAAGUGGCCCAAAAGGGUUUUGA
Molecule: messenger RNA, 573 nt
Organism: Ilex paraguariensis (yerba mate)
Lineage: Eukaryota; Viridiplantae; Streptophyta; Magnoliopsida; Aquifoliales; Aquifoliaceae
Source: the annotation of a GenBank genome assembly